Molecule: messenger RNA, 966 nt
Organism: Grosmannia clavigera kw1407
Lineage: Eukaryota; Fungi; Ascomycota; Sordariomycetes; Ophiostomatales; Ophiostomataceae
Product: metallo-beta-lactamase superfamily protein
Exons: 1
Coding region: 1-966 (321 amino acids)
Source: RefSeq, a predicted model, not a curated record
AUGGACGAGCAAGCGAGUAUCACCACAUACGACGGCCAUGCCACCGACUGCUGGCUAGUCUGUACAGCGUGCGGCACGCAGUUUCCGACGGCCGACCGCACGGCAUUGCCGUCAUGUAUCAUCUGCGACGAUCCGCGGCAGUUCACGCCGCCGUCCGGCCAGGCAUUUGCGACCAUGGGUGAGCUGCGGCGACGACACCACAACGUAUUCCACCCGGCGGCCGGCGGCGACGGACGGCUGACGAGCAUCGUGACGGAGCCCAAGCUGGCCAUCGGCCAGCGUGCCAUCCUGGUGCGCACGCCAGCCGGCAACAUCCUGUGGGACUGUCUCACGCUGCUGGACGCGGCCACGAUCGAGCACAUCCGCGCUCUUGGCGGCCUGCGCGCCAUCGUCAUCUCGCACCCGCACUACUUCUCGUCGCACGUCGAGUGGGCCGCCGCCUUUGACUGCCCCGUCUACCUGCGUGGCGAGGAUCGUGUCUGGGCCGUCCAGCAGUCGCCGCACCAGGUCUUUCUCGAGGGCGAGCCCGUUCACGAGAUCGUCGUCGGCAACGACAGCAACAGCAGAAUCAAGACCGGCGCCAAGGCCAUCCGGCUGGGCGGCCACUUCCCCGGCAGCCAGGUGCUGCUCUUCGACGGCCACCUGCUCAUCGCCGACACGCUCGUCACCACGCCAGCUGGCAUGGGAAGCUGGACCACCGAUGCGCUCGGCCAGCCGCGCAGGAGGCCCGCCCACAUGAACUCGUUUGCCUUUAUGUGGAGCAUCCCCAACAUGAUCCCUCUUGCCGCCGACGAGGUCUUUGCCAUGUGGGAUACGCUCAAGCACCACGACUUCACCAGCACUCACGGCGCCUUCGUCGGCCUCGACAUCUGUGCUGACGACAUCAAGCUGCGCGUGCUCGAGAGCAUGAAGAUCCAAACUCGCUUCGCUGGCUGGACACGGCAGCACUCUUGGGACGACGUGUAG